UUGCAUUCAGAAUUUUAUGAGAGAAAUUAUCGGAUUGAAUCUCAUUUUCAGAUAAAUCAGCACUUGGAGAAGGAUGCUAGCGAAUUACAGGAGUUGACGUCAAAAAUAGCUCAAUAUAGUGCUGAGUUGGAGGAGAUUAAUUCCGAGCUGGACGAUUUAGACAGAAAAGUAGCUAAUGAGACUAAACUUCAAGACGAAAUCACUCUGCAACUCAAAACGGUCUUGGAAGAACUAGAAGAAAAGAAGCAAGAGUACUUGCAAGAAGAGCAAAUCCUCAAAGAAGUAGAAGCAGACCUAGAGAAAGAAGAAGCUGCGGCUGUCACGGAAUUGGAGAGUCUAACUAAAAAUUCCGAAGAGAAAUUUGAGGAGCUUAGAGUCCAGCAUGAGAGCUAUCAGAAAGCAAUUGAAGAAACAAAGUUAGAGGUGAAUAAAAUGGAGAAAAUCGAAACCCUACUGAGGCAACAUCAGGAAAAUGCUGACGAGAUCGCUGAAAUGCGGACGAGGUUGGACGUGGUGCUACACGAAUCAGAUAACCUGCAUAAGAAAAUUGAAGAGAAGAAAGAGAAAUUUGCAAAGGAGGUUGAAAACCUUGCGAAGCUUCGCCAAGAAGUGGAGUGUAAAAAAAGUGAUAUGAGAAAAGAAAUUGAGAACGCUAAGGCCCAAAUUGAAGCUUUGUAUAAAGAAAUAACACAGUAUGAAACUGAUGCUAUGGCUUUGCAAAACAAGAAUUAUGAGAUUGAAGGUGACAUCCACCUUGUCAAGCAUCAAGUGGAGGUGGCUUCUGAAAAACUGAAAACAGCAAAGAGUGAUUAUCUCCUUAUGAGAGAAAUGCAGGAAACAAAUGCUAAAAAACAGUAUAAGCUUUCGAACGGACGUCCAAAGGGAAAGGAGCGAAAAAAGCGAAAACGACACAAGGUAUUUGCAGUUGCUCUGAACCUCAGUUUCUUUAUAGGCUGA
Messenger RNA from Strongylus vulgaris, 957 nucleotides. Lineage: Eukaryota; Metazoa; Nematoda; Chromadorea; Rhabditida; Strongylidae. The record is from the annotation of a GenBank genome assembly.